AUGGCUCAGCCCGGCCCCAAGCCCGCAGGUGGCUCGGCGCGGACCGGCACGGCCCCGAGUCCGCCGAUGGCUCAGCCCGGCCCCAAGUCCGCCGGUGGCUCGGCGCGGCCCGGCCCGGCCCCAAGCGCGCAGGUGGCUCAGCCCGGCCCCCGUUGCGCAGGUGGCUCAGCCCGGCGCGGCCGGGCCCGCUCUGGGGCCAUGGCGCUGUUGAACACCAACUUUCCCUGCUCUGCGCGGGGCGCCCUGAAGCUCACCCGCACGGUGAUGGCCUUGGUGGCGCUGGUGUGCUUCGUGGUCUCCCGGUCCCGCAGGGCGUUCACGGCGCUGGCCGCCAUGGAGGCGAUCAUCACCGCGCUCUUCUUCCUGCUCUACUUGCUCAAGCUCGAUAGAAAGCUGCGCUGGUUCUUCUGGCCGCUGGCCGAUAUGUUCAACUCGGUGAUUGCAGCGUUGUUCCUGCUCAUUGUGUGCCUGUUUGCAGUAAUCAUCAAGACCAACAAUGGGACACUGGCUGGAGGAGUGUUUGGGCUCAUUUUGUUUGUUCUCUGUAUUGUGGAUGCAGUUCUUCUUUUCAAGAAGAUUAGCUUUGGUAGAUCCAGAGGAAGGAAUGCUGCUGCAAAAUAAGAUUACCGUUUUACUAGCAGAACAGCUCCAGUGGUACCUGUUUGACUGUUCUCUUUCCAAGAGUUUGUAUUCCCAUGUGCUCAGUUUCAGUUUAGGUACAAGAAGGUUUUCUUAGGUUGACAAAUGUAGUUCCAGUGUUGCAGUUUCACCACUGUGAGCUUCACAGAAAGCUGUUUUUUUCUGGAUUCGGUUCUGUUUUCACCUCUAUGAACUGAUGUCCUAUUUGCCUUUUCUCUGUAAUAAAAUACAAAUAGGCCAAA
Molecule: messenger RNA, 881 nt
Organism: Pogoniulus pusillus (Red-fronted tinkerbird)
Lineage: Eukaryota; Metazoa; Chordata; Aves; Piciformes; Lybiidae
Gene: CKLF
Product: chemokine like factor
Exons: 4
Coding region: 1-621 (206 amino acids)
Cellular component (GO): membrane
Source: RefSeq, a predicted model, not a curated record